Molecule: messenger RNA, 4229 nt
Organism: Amphibalanus amphitrite
Lineage: Eukaryota; Metazoa; Arthropoda; Thecostraca; Balanomorpha; Balanidae
Product: probable cardiolipin synthase (CMP-forming)
Exons: 6
Coding region: 176-1273 (365 amino acids)
Biological process (GO): cardiolipin biosynthetic process
Cellular component (GO): mitochondrion; membrane
Molecular function (GO): cardiolipin synthase activity
Source: RefSeq, a predicted model, not a curated record
GUUUCCGAUCUCUUUCCAGGUAAUGUAGCCGAUCGCCGAUCAUUUUCUCAAGAUUUAAAACAAAGCAAAGCUCUUAGCUUGGAUCUGAGGUGGAGGAUCGCACCGCAUUUGAUUUCUUCAUUCGUCAUCUCUGCAUCUCAGUGGUGGUUGCAAAUACUCCGUUGGGCCCGCCGAGAUGCUGACCGGCUGCUGCGCGCUCCUGCUGCGCCGGGCGGCGGCCGUGCCGCGGGUGCCUCCGGUGCCGGCCGGCGCCCUCCGGCUGGUGGCCGCCGUCCCGCCGCCGCCGCCGCCGCCUCUGACCCUGCUGCUGUGCCGCUCCGGGCACCGGCUGGCCGUACCGCCGGGCGUCCCCGCGGCGCCCUGCUGUGGACCGCUCUCCUCACCGUCCACCUGCGGCCCGGCGGCCCCUUCACCGGGCCGCUGCGUCCGUCAGUCGGCCCGGCUGUCCACCGCCGUCCGGACGGCAGCCUGCCCGGCCUUCCAGUGGAGGAGUCUCAGCGACCAGCGCUCCCGGGAACACCGAGACGAGCCGGCCCGGGAACACAGAGACGAGCCGGCCCGGGAACACAGCGACCAGCCGCCGCGCAGCAUGGUGGAAGACGUGCGGCGCACCGGGCAGCAGAUGCGCUCCACGGUCCGGCGCAUGGUCUCGCAUGAGAACAUUUACACGGUGCCGAACGCGCUGUGCGUGACGCGGAUCGCGCUGACGCCCGCCAUCGGGUGGCUGGUGGCGGCCGAGGCCUACGAGCCGGCGCUGGCCUGCUUCAUCGUGGCAGGGGUGACCGACCUGCUGGACGGCUGGAUCGCGCGCACAUUCCCCGGACAGUCGUCGCUGCUGGGCAGCUUCCUGGACCCGCUGGCCGACAAGCUGCUGGUGGCCACGCUGUUCCUGUCGCUGACCUACACGGGUCUGAUCCCGCUCGGACUGACGGUGCUGACGGUGGCGCGCGACCUGGGACUGAUCGUCGCCGCCGCCUGGGUGCGGCACCGCUCCGUCCCGCCGCCGGUGACGCUGUCGCGCUACUUUGACCCGACGUUCGCCACCGCCCAGCUGGAGCCCACGUUCAUCAGCAAGGUGAACACGUUCCUACAGAUCACACUGGUGGCCUCGACGCUGGCCGCUCCCGUGCUGGGCUUCGUGGACCACACGGCUCUCAGAGUGCUCUGGUGUGUGACAGCUGGCACCACUGUCACCUCGGGAAUGGUAUACGCCCUGCUACAGAGCUCCACCUACCGACUGCUGGAUAAAGAGGACGCCAAACGGCCGCGCUGACGGCAAAUCCAGCGGCAAACGGCCGCGCUGACGGCAACUACAGACGGCAAACGGCCGCCCUGACGGCAAAUCCAGCGGCAAACGGCCGCCCUGACGGCAACUACAGACGGCAAACGGCCGCCCUGACGGCAGCUGCUGCGGCGAGGGACCGAGGGUUGAGUCAGCCGACGGCGGGGCGGACGGGACGUGAUCUAUAUACUCUGGACGGGACACCCCCGACUCCACUGUAAACGGGAUCGAAACCGACUGAGCAGGACUUAGCGAACUGACAUUCUGGGGGGCUGGCUUAUUGACGCGGCGGAGACUGAUCCUGGCCGACAGACAGACUGAUAGACUGACAGACCGGCUGAUAACCUGGUGGACUGACACAGUGACAGUCUGUCGAAUUGACAAUGUGACAGUCUGUCGAACUGACAAUGUGAGUCUGGUGAACAGACUGACUGACAGAUAGGUAGUCUGGCAGAUUGAUACUGACAGUGACAGACGACUGACGGUCUGGCGAAGUGACGCCGACAGCCUGGCAGUCCGGUCCAACCGCCAAUCCUCCCCAGUUGACGCUCGCCGUCAGACAAGGACAUAAAGAGUCGGAUCACACCGCCGGAAACCCCCUCACAGCCCGGCUGCCGGCGUCGUGACUCGCCCGGCUCCAGGCACAUGACUCAUGGUCAUGAUGUGCAUUCACCCGGUACUGGGGACUGCCGUGCACGGCCCGGCGCGGUGUUCAUUAUGCAUUAUGCAGACGGCCGUGUCGUACAGCUGGGGCAUUCCACGAUAGAUCGUACCACUUUUUUCCAAUUUGACACCCUCAUCUCUCGGAUUUUAACGAUAAUUGGUCUGAGGGGUAAUCAGGGGCUCUGAAUCCUCCUGUAACAAUUUCUGGCUUAUCAGAUGAGUGGUUUUUGAGUUAUAGUGUAUAACAUGUUUUGGAUCUUGCGUUGCAGCCCCAAGUUUGGCGGGCUGUAACUCUAAGACGGAUAAUCCAAAUGCCAAACGCUAUACGGCAUUGAACUUGCAUUGAAACGAAGAAUAAUAUGCAUUUUUAAAGUUUUUGAAAUUUAUAUUAUUUUUGAUAUAUAACACCUCGAGUUUCCUUUCAUUUGCAUUUUUAUGCCUUUGGGACCAAAUUUUUUUGAAUUUUUAUUUACUUAAAAACAUUUUUGGAUCAUUUUUAAGUAGUAUGCAAAAAAUUAGGAAGGUGUUCUUUCUAUAAAUGUACUUAUUUUGCGUCACUGUAAUGGUCUCGAAUUGUGAUAUCGGAAGAGAGCCUACAAAUGGUGUGGUAAAGCUGCCUAGUGACAUCACUGGUUACUGAAAGUUCAAUUGAAGUCAUUUUUGCCUCACUUUUGCAUUGUUGACCUUGCGUGACGUCAUUCGUACGUCACUAGGGUCAUAAGAGUUUUUCGUCAAUAACUCUCGAUCAAAUUGAGCUAGAGAGACGGGAAAGCUACCAAUGGACUCGGAAAGACGUUGCGAAUCGAAUGAUGUGCAAUAUGAUCUCAUUCACCCAGCUUCGUGGCCUGACCGGACUGUUAACCAUCUCUGUGGCGGCGCUGUUUGUCCAGCGCCGCGCUGGUUGGCUUUGCCGCGGACUCGGGGCGGUCACGUGAUGCCCGGCGGCUGGCUGCCGGCUGGGCCGCCCGGUCGGGGAGCGGAGCCAAAUACACGGCAGUGUGCUGACCCGAGGUCAGCGACUUAAGCUGACCUCACCAGAACAAACAGUAUACCAUUGGACGCGCCGGAGCUAGGCAAACACAAAGAUGCUAAAAUCGCGGCUCUGCGACCAUUUGUUGCGAAGUUAUCUAUCAAAAACCGGACCCGUAAUUUGGGUCACUUGAAAUGACCUCAGGGGUCACCAAUGAACCCGAGACCUUAAAAUGUGAUAUCAUUCAAUGCAUCUUGUAACGGCGCACAUGCUCGUUUUUUUCGCAAGGUUCUAGCUCCAUUAGAGGCGAAACGGCGAGCUGGGGUCGUACCGAACCCCCGGAAACCCAUUUGGUAUACAUUUAAAUGAGGAACUUACAGAAAGAACACCUUUCCAAUUUUAUGCAUGUCGAUUUUAAAGGACCUGAGGUUUAUUUUGAAGAAAUAAAAAUGGCAAAAAUUUUGGUCCCAAGGGCCAUUAUAGACAAUUUAAAAAAAAAACUACGACUUUUUUCAAUAUGUAAAGCUUUUCUUUCCAAUAUCAAAAAUACUGUAUUAAUCUUUGAUUCAUCGUUAGUUCAAGGCUGUUUACCGUUUGUUGCUUGCUUAGCUCGUUUUUGAGUUAUAGCUCAUCAAACUCACCCUUACAAUCUGAAGUUUAGAAAAUAUUAUGCAAUGUAACUCAAAAAGUUUUCAUCUGAGAAGUCUGAUAUUUUGGCAGGUGUUUUUGGAGCCUAUGAUUACCCCUUGUACCAAUUUUCAUUCAAAUCUGAGAGAUGAGGAUGACGGGCCUGGUACGAUCUAUCGUGGAAUGCCCCAGCUGCCCGGCGGCUGUGCAAGGGAGCCCGCCGGCCGGCCGGACGCUGACUGCGGCAUGUGUUCGGCGUGAUGGCGACCAGCUGCCGCCCGGGGACCGCCUGGGGACCGCCUGGGGUGCCAGCCGGGAGUCGGCCCUGGCUCAGCGCCGCGGGUUAGAGCCGCCGGCGCCCGAACCCACUACCAGCGUGCCCAAACAGUCCAGCUGUAACGGGUGCAUGGCACGUAGCCUAUAUGCAAGUACGAGCGUUUUGGACGCAUAUUUUCCGCGGCAUCGAUGUUGUGUGCAAUCACCUAUUCUGUACCACGAGCUUGCUGUUUGGAUCGAGAGGGACGGCACCUCCGCGAAUCCCCGGGCCCCGCUAAGUCGUUUUUCUCCUAAUGGGGAGCCAAGUCCACUCAAAUCACAGUGAAGUUGAAUAAUUGAGAGUGCCAUGGGGCUAAUAGUGCAACUGUGAUUUUUACGCAUUGUGCCGAUUGGAAAUAAACAUUUUAUGUC